AACGAGAGCAUUAUCCCCAGAAGAAGAGUGGAAUAACAGAACUUGUUGGAAAGGGCAAACAUUCACUUUCUUCUCGACUGGGGAGUUUGACAUGCGAAGGAAUGUAACUUGUUUUUCAGUGAUAUUUAUGAGGCAGAAUUAGCGUCAUUUUGCACACGGCCUGAUGGUGUCCUACAAGCGUCUGAGCCCAGAGGAGGUGCACUUCUCUGGGUGUGCUUCGCUGGACGAGCCCCUGGCUGCGGUGGCGGAGGUGGAAGAGAAGGAGGCCGAUGUGGACGAUGUGGACGUGGAGGCUGAGCAAGAGCGCCCCCUGCUGUUGGGCGUGCUGCCCUGCUCCAUCACCGGCGCCCUCCUCACGCUCGGCGGCCUGGUGCUGGCCGUCUGUGCCGUCUGGUUGCUAGGCACCAUCGUCUGGCUGCGGAGUCCGGUGGGCACCCAGGGGCCACACAGACCCCCAGCACCGGCACCGGCCCGACAGGACGGCUGCAGCAGCACAGCUGCAGAGUGGAGGUUUGACUGCUACCCUGAGAGAGAUGUGGUGGUAACACAGGCCAUGUGUGAGAGUCGUAACUGCUGCUUCAUCCCCGUGGCAACGGCCUCCGGUAACCCCGGCAACGGCGUGCCCUGGUGCUUCUACCCGCCGGACUACCCCUCCUACUCGCUGGUCGCCCUGAACGACACGGAGACGGGCCAGGAAGGAACGCUGGUCCGCACGCGCAAGAGUUACUACGGCAACGACGUCCAGACGCUGCGCAUUGAGCUGCUCCACGAGACUGACCAGAGACUACGCGUCAGGUUGACUGACCCUGUGGAGAAGCGCUAUGAGGUGCCCAUCGAGGUGCCUGUGGUAAAACACAAGGCCCCAAGCCCCUCCUACAACGUGGAGCUCAGGAAGGACCCCUUUGCCCUCAUCAUCACACGCGCAGACACCGGAGUCAUCCUGUUGAACACGUCCGUCUCUCCGCUGUUUUAUGCGGACCAGUUCCUGCAGUUCUCCGCGUCCCUGCCGUCCCGAUACGUGUUUGGGCUCGGAGAGCACCGCUCCAGCUUCCUGCACAGCGUCCAGUGGAACACCCUGACCAUGUGGGCCAGAGACGUCCCCCCUACGGAGUACACCAACCUGUAUGGCGUUCACCCUUUCUAUCUGUGUAUGGAGUCUGAUGGAUCAGCUCAUGGAUUCUUCCUGCUCAACAGCAAUGCAAUGGAUGUGGUUCUUCAGCCCGCCCCUGCAGUUACCUGGCGCACCAUUGGUGGGAUUCUGGAUUUCUAUGUUUUCACUGGCCCAGACCCGAGCGCUGUAAUUGGACAAUACCUGGAGGUUAUAGGUAGGCCUGCGAUGCCAGUUUACUGGGCCAUGGGCUACCACCUGUGUCGAUGGGGCUACAAAUCCAGCAAUGCAACCUGGGAUGUGGUCAAAACCAUGCGCAAUUAUGGGAUGCCACAGGAUGUCCAGUGGAAUGACAUUGACUACAUGGACGGGACGCGAGACUUCACCUUUGACCCUGUGGCCUUUGCCACGCUGCCCGACCUUGUGAAGGACUUACACCGGCACGACCAGAAAUACGUCAUGAUCCUGGAUCCAGGUAUCAGCAGUACUCAACCAUCUGGAUCCUAUUGGCCCUUUGACGAGGGCAUCAAAAGGGGCGUGUUCAUUAACGAUUCUGAUGGACACACACUCAUUGGCAAGGUGUGGCCUGGUCUGACGGCUUUCCCAGACUUCACUGACCCGGUCACUCAGGAGUGGUGGUUCGAGAACCUACAGAAGUUCCACGCGCUUGUACCUUUUGACGGGCUGUGGAUCGAUAUGAAUGAACCCUCUAACUUUGUGGACGGCUCUCUGAAUGGCUGCCCAGAGACCCCGUUUGAUGCACCUCCAUACACACCUGGUGUUCUUGGUGGGUCCCUCCGCUCUAAGACCAUAUGUGCGUCAGCACGUCAGAAGCUCUCCUCACACUACAACCUGCACAGCCUGUAUGGCCUCAUGGAGGCUAAGGCCUCUUCAAGUGCCCUAGAGAGGAUUGUGGGGAAGCGGCCGUUUGUGAUCUCCCGGUCCACUUUCCCAAGUCAGGGACGCUACUCUGGCCACUGGUUAGGAGACAACAGGAGCCAAUGGAAGGACCUGUACACCUCUAUAGCAGGCAUGUUGACCUUUAACCUCCUGGGCAUUCCGCUGGUGGGGGCGGACAUCUGUGGCUUCUCCGGUCAGACCAACGAGGAGCUGUGUGUGCGCUGGACCCAGCUAGGGGCCUUCUACCCUUUCACCCGCAAUCACAAUGACAUGGACGCACAGGCUCAGGACCCCACUGUGUUUAGUCCGGCGGCUCGGACGGCCAUGAAGGAAGUUCUUCUCCUCCGUUACUCUCUCUUCCCCUUCCUCUACACACUCUUCCACCACGCUCAUGCCAGUGGACACACCGUCGCCAGACCACUGCUGUUUGAGUUCCCCACAGACCGGCACACCUAUGAGAUAGAUAAGCAGUUCCUGUGGGGGAAGAGUUUGCUGGUGACACCAGUGCUGGAGCCAGGAGUGGAAUAUGUGGCAGGCUACUUCCCCAAAGGCCUGUGGUACGAUUACUACACGGGAGACUCUUUGGUGAGUGUUGGGGAGGAGAUUAAGCUUCAGGCACCUCUGGACAAAAUCAACCUUCACCUGAGGGAAGGCAGCAUCAUUCCCACACAGAGACCCAACACCACUCUCUGGGUGAGCAGUGGGCAGCCGAUGCAUCUCAUUGGUGCUCUGUCUGAAGAGGGCGUCGCCGAGGGUGACCUGUUCUGGGAUGAUGGGGAAACCAUGGCAACCUACGAAAACAACCAAUACACCUACAUCCGCUUCCGCGUUGAGAAGGGCACCAUGACCUCAGAGGUGCUGCAGGAAAAUGUGGAGGCUAGCUAUAUCACCGUGGAAACGGUCUCCAUUUAUGGUGUGAAGGCGGAGCCUGAGAGAGUGACUGUGAACUCACAAGAUGCAGAAUUCACCUACCGAGCGAAUCAGGUUCUUACUGUGACAGAGUUGGGUCUGAACUUGAGCAAGAACUUCACCAUCAGUUGGAUGUAGACCUUCGCUCCCGCUGCUCUGGGACUUUCCGGAAUUCCGUUUGGGAAUUCUGUGGAGGGACAAAAGGGAUCCCUCCCCCGCAUCUUCCCCAUGAACUGGCAGAGCGGAGCAUCGUCCAAUCAGAGGCCUCUCUGAUGGGUCACAUGACACAUGACUAUGAAGCCCCUGGGGUGCAACCCAACACUGGCAUCUCUGAUGGUUCUCCUGCUGUUUCAUACAAGGAAAUGUGCAAUUGUGUGUGUGUGUGUGUGCGCGUGUGUGUGUGUGUGUGUGUGUGUGUGUGUGUGCGAUCACCCAACCUCAGCUGUACGAGAAUGUGUGGGUCCUUCGCUACUGAGCUAAAUUGCACUAAUUAUGCGUGCGUGCGUGUGUGUGUGUGUGUGUGUGUGUGUGUGCACUAAUUAUGACUCUUGAUGGUAGUGACGAUAAGCCAACCUGCCUAGGUGCGUGUGCGUGCGCGCAUGUGUGUGUGUGCGUGUGUGUGCGCGUGUGUGUGUGUGUGCGCGCGCGCGCGCGCGUGUGUGUGUGUGUGUGCGCACGUGUGUGUGUGUGUGAGUGAGCCUGUCUGCCAUGCCUGUGCCAAUUGUCCCUCUGUUCUGUUUGAAAGGACAUGUUUACUCUUAUUUACAUGUAAAGUAUAUAAAGUUACCCUUAUUUACAUCACCCUUGUUUUUAAAAUGCAAAUGUAUUUUGGGAGAUUUGAUCACUAGCAGGGAGACUCAUCGCCCUUUACACGUUAAGCUAGCAACGUCACUGUCGCGAGACGUCACUCUAGCACAACUGCUACUGCGCCCGUGCCACGCUUUGGUUCAAGUUCCCACGGGGACGCGAGUUCGAGUCUGACCCGCGUAAUCUCCUGAUCCCACCCCAACUCUCCCACACUCACUUCCUGUCAGCCUCUUCUCCGUCUUGUCCACAUAAAGGCAAAAAGGCCUACAGUAUACUUAGAGCAAGUGAAGAACUGGGACUUGUAGUUUUUAAGGCUUAUUUUAGAGCAAGUAGAGAGAGUAGGAUUUUUAGUUUUUAAGACUGAUAAUGUGGUUGAGAGAAGCAGGCCUUUCUGCGUGGCCUCUGGCUUCAUCAACUAGUGUGAGAUCACAUUGUGUGUGUGUGUGUUUGUGUGUGUAUAAAUAUGGUGUGUUUGCACAAGUGUGUGUGGUUGCGUGCACACGCGUCGGGUUGGUUUUUGUGUUGCCGUUUAUGAAUAAUUGAAUAGCCUAAUCUCCAAAUCCUGCUUAGGUGUGAUUGAUGAUGUCAGUGAUGAUGUACCUUCGCAGAGCUAGAGUGAGCUGCUUGUGUUUUGCUUUAAUCUAUUUGUGUUUCAGCUAAGCUAAUGAAUGACCUGUUUUAAUAAAGACUACUGCACAGAG
Messenger RNA from Alosa sapidissima (American shad), 4425 nucleotides. RefSeq names its product alpha glucosidase 2 (gene gaa2). Gene Ontology annotation, molecular function: alpha-1,4-glucosidase activity; carbohydrate binding. Bases 164 to 3055 code for a protein of 963 amino acids. Gene Ontology annotation, biological process: carbohydrate metabolic process. The record is from RefSeq and is a predicted model, not a curated record. The transcript has 21 exons. NCBI's taxonomy places the organism in Eukaryota, Metazoa, Chordata, Actinopteri, Clupeiformes, Clupeidae.